Engraulis encrasicolus (European anchovy) is the source of this 747-nucleotide messenger RNA. RefSeq lists its product as uncharacterized. NCBI's taxonomy places the organism in Eukaryota, Metazoa, Chordata, Actinopteri, Clupeiformes, Engraulidae. The record is from RefSeq and is a predicted model, not a curated record. The coding region runs from base 1 to 747 and encodes 248 amino acids. The transcript has 6 exons.
AUGGCAGCUACCAGAAGUAGUACACCCGAUGUUGCGGAGAGGCAUCUGGAUGAGGCAAGCUAUCUCUGCAUGUCAGAAAAUGCAACGCAAAGCAUCCCAAAGACAACCACUGUCACAGAGCAGACUGUUGCCACCACCACUACUCCACUACAGAUGGAAGAUCUUUUGGGGCCAGGAAGCAGAAUCCUGACUGAAUUCCUCCAAGCCUUCAAGCCGCUAGCUUCAGUUGUGAUUAAUCACAUCCCUCGUCGGUAUUCUGCUGAAAUGUCAGAGCCUUCCACCCACCACCCCCUUGGACUUCUGUUCAAGGAUGAGAACCAAUCUGCAGAGUUGGCUGAUGUUCUACACCACAUCCAGAACGAGUACGUUCCAAGGGGCCCUGAUGGACCAGACAGCAUUUUGGUUGGUGGUGACCGAUUGACGGAGGGGAAUAGCCGCGGCAUACAGUGGGUCUAUGCGGAAGGGGAAAACGCAGACCAACGACUGGAGGGCCUUGUGUUCAAAUUUGAGGAUUGGCAUGCAAUCAAAAACCUUUUUGAGAUCUAUCAUCGUGUCUUCUUCAAAGACGGUUCGGCAAAGGAUCAUGGGACUCUUCUUGCCAAUAUGGACAAGUUGAGGUGUGUACAGACUGUCAGGUUUAGCAUUGUAGCAUUAUAUUGUCUUUGGUAUUCUUUCUUUACUCUGGUAUGUAAUAUCAAUAAUGUGGGCGGUCAUGCCCUAGUGUUUAAGGAGAUGGGAUUUAUAUGA